AGUCGGGUUUUUCGUUUAAAUAGGACGGGUCUUGAAGGCAGAAACCAUCCGAAGUGCUACAGUCGAAGAGGUCACAUCUAGUUGUCUUCAUCCUGUGGUGCUGAGCAGAAGUUGAGACGUCCGUCUUCAGUCUGUCGUUUUGCUGCUUUCAGCGGUUUCACUGCAACAUUAUCACCAUCCAACUCAACACGAUGAGAAUCUUGGCAUUCGUGGGAAUUUCUUUCUUGGUCAUCAUUAUAAAUGUUGAAGCUAGCAAUCGUUAUCAACCCUAUCCAGCGGACGGUCAACAAAGGCAAGGACAGGCAGGACGAGGUCAACCAGGGCGCGGUCAACAAAGGCAAGGACAGGCACGACAAGGUCAACCAGGGCGCGGUCAACAAAGGAGACGGACGAACUCAAUUGUGGGAUCGACAGGGAGGUCAGGGAUAACUGGUUCACCACCAGGUUCACCAGGAGGCUCUACAGGCUACUCUGCUAACACAGCAGAACCUCAAAUACCUGUCAUGGUUGAUCUAUUCAGAAUAAUGGACACGAAUCGAGAUCAUAUGUUAGAGCAAUCGGAUUUCGUGAGAUGCCAGGGAAAGCCAAUAUUAAGUGGUCUAUCAGUCAUUGAUGUUCCAAUUGGUGGUGGUAUAUCAAAGGGAGAUUUCGACAGACGUGUAGGUAAUGACCGAAAAACAGUGGAUAUCGCAAAGUUGAAUAAUUAUGGGAAAUAUAAUGCUGCAAAUCUUCAAAGCGUUCUCGGUAUUAGCCAGGUUGGAGCAAGGAAGAUUUUAGGUGACAGAACUGAGGUGACACCUACAGAGGUAAAGAGCUUCAUUGAAGGGACUAACACACGCUUUGAUAUGAACGCUGAUGACUAAAUACUGGAUUAAUAUAGUUAUUAAAAAUUAAAUAAAGAAUAGUCAAUACUAUUAUUAUUAUAAUUAUUAUUAGUGUUACUAUUAUUAUUAUUAUUACAACUACUAUUAUUAUUAUUAUUAAUAAUAAUUAAUUACAAAGGGGAGGUUAACAACUAUGCAGAUGAUACUAUAAUCCUAUCUACACAUAAAAACUUAUCAGUUGCAGCCGAAAAAAUACAGAGAGAAAUAAACACAAUUACAAAAUACUUUCAUAACAAUUAUAUCCAUAUAAACAGUAAAAAGACUAAAACAAUAGUAUUCCAUAACCCAAAACUGGACAUAGAUACCAUCGAUCCAAACAAUAGAGUAACUAGCCACAAAUACGAAUGUUUUAAAACAAACUACCUGUGUACCUGCAACAAAAUCAAACACUUAGUGAAGUACCUAGGAAUGCAUUUCGAUUCGAAUAUGAAGUGUUUCACUCACUCACAAGUGUUGGCUGAAAACUGAGGUAUAUAGCACAUAGAUGCUUCCAACUAAAAUAUCUGCUACCAAUGAAAGCAAAAUGUACAGUAUACCUUAGCCUAGUGGAAUCUCAAGUAAGAUAUGGAAUAACCGUUUAUGGACAUGCUCCGAAUUAUAUCUUGAAACCAGUAGUUCAACUGACUGACAGAAUAAGAGGACAUUUUUCCAGAAUCUAGACACAAAUGCAAUACAGAUACUCAACUUCAAAAAAAAAAUUGCAUGGUUGCCUGUAAAGUCGGUAUACGGGCGAAAGUUUUACGUGACAACGACUUUGAGUGGUAAAAUAAUUUUAAUGUGAAUAUUCAUUCGUAUAGUAGGAAGAAGGAUGAAAUAAUAGUAAUAGUAACAAUUUGCCAGCCUGGGAAGUAGUGGCGCAGUCGCAGGAGAUUGCUUGCGGCGCCUGCGCAGGUUGACUGCUCCGUUUCACUCUCUCUCCAGGUGAAUGCCUUCGGGUUGCUCGCCACUGCUCCUAUUCGUGCUCUUUCCAGACGACCGUGAAACAAAACAAACGCUCUCACUCGCUCUCAUUGUGAGCGCAUAACGUGGGAACGUAACGCAGUUUCUUGAAGUGUCACCCGGCAAACCAAUUUAUAAGACGUUGUCACGUCAAAAACUUUUACAAAUUCAUAAUACUACAGAAAUACUACUUCGAAAAUAAUUAUAGACACACCAAUGAAAAUAGAUACAAUACAAGACACUUGCACUAUAGAACACCUGACUUCUAUACAGAAAUGGGAAAGGUUAUACUUUGUGCCAAACAUCCUCAAGAGCCUCAACACAUACGCACAAGUUAAAAGAGAAAUAAAGAGCUAUUUCAUAACAGAUCAAUAGAAGAAUAGAAGAUCAACAUUAUAACCAUAGAGAAACAAUAGCGUAAGAAGAUAUCCCAUGGUAUAGGGCGUUUAUGUCGCAACUUUUACUGUUAUCUCAAGCUGAUAUUCCAAGUAGUUCAUUCCUGUGAAGCUUUAUGACGCUGGUAGUCUCUCAUAGUGUGCCGUUCAUACACUCUCACCCCAACAAAACAGUGAAAUUCAACAAUAAUCGACAGUAAUCGGCUUGGGAUAACAGUAAAAGUUGCGACAUUAACGCCCUAUACCAUGGGAUAUCUACUUAUGUUUCUUUAUGAUAUAACUCAAUUUAACAUAUAAAUGUAAACAUCAUAAGAAAUAUAUAUUAAUACAAGAAGAAGAAGGAAUUAUAUUAUGUUUAUGAACCUCUUGCAAAUCUGAUAAAUAAUGUAUUAAAACAACACCCCAAUAUAAGCUAAAAUAAUUAGCUUCAUGGGGUAGCCACAAUAUCUUAAGAAUAAUAGGAGAUCUAAAUUAAUUCUUUCAGUUCAUACAGUUAUCAUUAUUAUUAUAUUAUGGAGAUCUAAAUAGAUUCUCACGACAUAUAUGUGAUGAAAUAUAAGAUGUUAUUAUUUUAUGAUCUCUCUAAUGACGUAAACUAUCAUAUUAUGUAAUGUUAGAAAAAUUUGAAUGAAAAAAAAUUAUUAUUAUUAUAAAGCUAGGCUUACUUAUGCUAGUUUCACACUCAUUCGGUUCGUUUCGUUUUUGGCAAAUUCCGAUAAGUGUGAAAUGGUAAUUCGGUUUGAAUUCGGUACCGAAUAGAAACCGCAUAGAACCAAACGCCCACUUGACUCUUAUAAAUCCCAUCAGGUUUCAAUUCGUUGCUAGCGCCGGCUACUUUCACACACUUUCGGUUCGGUUCGGUUCGUUUCGUUUUCGGCAAAAUUCCGAUAAGUGUGAAACAAUGAUUCGGUUUGAAUUUGGUACCGAAUAGCAACCGCAUAGCACCGAACGCCCCCUCGACACGAAUAGGUUUCAUCAUAUUUGAAUUCGUUGCUAGGGAAACGGGAAAAAACAAAGUCUUUUACAUAUGCUUGCCUUUUUUUUUUUAUUUUGAACUGAUAUUGUGACAAUCUGUUCCAAAUUUUUCAAGUCAAAAUCAUAUGGUCAAUUCAUUUCUGUUAGUAGACAGGAACAUAUUUUUCUCAAUGAAUAGUUUGCUAAAUAAUUUGAAAGAUAUAAAUUAAAACUCAGGGAGAAUUUUUUUCCCACGAAUAUUACAUGAUUUCAUCAAUGGAGAGAAUAGAUGAAGUUUAUAAUUAUACCAUGAUUGUGUCAAAACAAGAACAAAUUUUCAAUUCAAAAAAUCAUCUCUCUGAACAUCCAAAAUCAACUUAAGUUAAUCAAAAAGAAACUAUUCAAAUAAUUCACGAUUUUUAAUUGAUUUUAAAAUUUUGUUGUUCAAGAAAUAACAUAUCACAAUUUAACACAAGCUGUUAUAUUUAAAUAUACCAGCAUGAACUGUGAAAAUCCAAACACAGCUGUGUUUGAGAAGAAAAUACCUAAUUAGAACCGUACGAAUUAAAACCUGACAUGUAUGAAAGCCUCAUUCGUUUUCGGUAACGAACCGAACCGAACCGAAAACGUACCGAACCGAAUGAAACCGAAAGCGUGUGAAGCUAGCCUUACACUAUGUAGCAAAGCUCUGCUACAAGUUCAAAAACUGACACUGGAAAUCUGCUAUAUAGACCGGCUAUAUAGAAGUUUUAAGCCUAUUUUCUCAGCUAUAUUGCAGAAAAUGAUACUGUGUCAUAUACAUUGUAUAUCAAGAUAACACUCAUCAAUAUUAUAUUAUUAUCCAUUAUGUUUGUUGUAAUACAACUUUUCUUCAGAUGUUUUACAUAUUAUACUUUCAGUUCAAUAGCAUUACUAUUAUAUUAGGAUACAGCAUAGUUCCCUUUUAUGAAAUGUAUGUAUUUCAUGAGGUUGUUAGUAGCUUUGAUCAUAGAGAAACAAUAGCGUAAGUAGAUAUCCCAUGGUAUAGGGCGUUUAUGUCGCAACUUUUACUGUUAUCUCAAGCCGAUAGUUCACGUAGUUCUUUCCCAUGCAGCUGUGUGACGCUGGUAGUCUCUCAAAUUGUGCCGUUCUUACACUCUCACCCCAACAAAACAGUAAAAAUUUACAAUAAUCGACAGUAAUCUGCUCGAGAUAACAGUAAAAGUUGCGACAUAAUUCCCUAUACCAUGGGUUAUCUACUACGCUAUUGUUUCUCUAUGAUAUAGCAUAGUUCCCUUUCAUGAAAUGUAU
Nilaparvata lugens (brown planthopper) is the source of this 4462-nucleotide messenger RNA. RefSeq lists its product as uncharacterized. Lineage: Eukaryota; Metazoa; Arthropoda; Insecta; Hemiptera; Delphacidae. The record is from RefSeq and is a predicted model, not a curated record. The transcript is spliced from 7 exons. Bases 192 to 863 code for a protein of 223 amino acids.